AUGCCUGAAGCGAACCCGAAAUGUGUGAAGAAGACACUGAACGCCGGCCGCGGCAAGCCGAGCAACUGGACCGAUGGCACCAAAGCCGUCUUCCACUAUCGUGUCCUCAAACCCGUCGAUGUCGUCGAUCCUCGACAAGGCAUGCCUCAGCACAGGUUUCAGACUUCUCGAUGUGAAUACAGGAUUCAUUUGAGCAAGCGUUUAAUGAUCUUUCUCUUACUAGCAUCCGAAAGGGUCCAGAAGAUACUGCGAAAAAUAAUAUAUUCGGAUACGUAUCUGUUCUGUUCAAAAAAAGAGAAGCAUACAAACUGAGUGGGGAAAAAAGGUGUAGAUAAGAGCACAGGCCGAAGUUUCUUUUUUUUUUUUUUUGAAACCAGCAGUUUCACUAUUUAACAGUUUGCUUUUUUAAAAUCUAAGAAAAGGCUCCCCUUUUUCCUAGCUUGGGAGCAACUUUUAUUCCAAUUCAGUUACCGAACUUUCAGCGACGCUUUUGUGUGCAUCGACGACACUCGAAGCCAGUGGCCCAAUGGCUACGGAAAACCGCUCGAAAUAGUUUUUGGCAAGAAAUUCCAGUUACCCGUCUUCGAAACUUGUUUGCGUUCGAUGUUAGUAGACGAGGUCAGUGAGUAUUCCUAAUCGGGAGUUUCGUUUUCUCAGAUAUCCCAGUUCGACAUUGAGUUGACGGAGUUGGUCCCCUAUCCGCUGAUGUCGAAAAAACUGCGUGAUAUAGUGAAGCCUUUGGAAAACGGACAUGGUCAUUCUCAUCAUAUGUGUGCCGCCAGCAUGGCCAAUGGGUACGAGAUUUCCUCGCGAAAUACGGAUAGAUGAAAUUUUUUUGAUUUGAAAAAAAUUGCUCGAAGUUAAAGUUUGUUCGUCUGCCACUGAGGAAAAAAAAACGACUUCAGUACGGGAUACCCUGAGUUGGACGACCUCAUGAAGAACCCCAGGCCUCUUCGUUUUGUUUUCCACUUGCUGAAUGUUUUGGAUCCGGAAGAGUACGAGGCUGAGCCGUGGCAAUUGAGCAACGAGGACAAACUGCUGGCGGUCGAAGAGCGACGGCUUCAGGGCAACUCUCUUUUUGCGAUGGUUUUUUUUUCUUUCUUCGACUCUCAGAAGACCGCUUUACAGAAAAAGUUUGAUCAGGCUAUCCAAAAGUAUCGCGAAGCUUUAGGAUUACUAGACACCUUACUUUUACGGGAAAAGCCGGGUGAUCCGGAAUGGUCAGAACUCGACUCUAAGGUUAGUUCAUCAUUUUCCAAGAAAAGUUGCCGAUUUGGACUUACUUAUGCUUGCAAUGUAACAGAGAUUUAUAGAAUGUUCCACUGUAUUUGAACCUGUCUCAGUGUUAUCUCAACAUUGGAAACGCCUAUGAGGCAGAACAGACGGCCACUGAAGUUUUACAACGGGACAACCUUAACGAAAAAGCGCUUUUUCGCCGCGCAAAGGCGCGAAUCGCCACCUGGAACCUGGAUGAAGUCAGUUUCAUCCACAUAAUUUUUUAUGACUGUCGCCUUACAAAUUUUUCUAUUUCUAGGCAGAGUCCGACCUGAAACUUUUACAAAUGCAACAUCCAGCUUCGACUUCUCUAGUAGCAAACGAACUGCAAAAUCUCGAAAAACGCCGCAUUGAGAAACAAGAAGGCUGCAAGCAAACAUACGGGAAAAUGUUUCAAUCAGCCUAA
This is a messenger RNA of Caenorhabditis auriculariae, 1681 nucleotides long. The record is from the annotation of a GenBank genome assembly. Lineage: Eukaryota; Metazoa; Nematoda; Chromadorea; Rhabditida; Rhabditidae.